Molecule: messenger RNA, 1416 nt
Organism: Botrytis porri
Lineage: Eukaryota; Fungi; Ascomycota; Leotiomycetes; Helotiales; Sclerotiniaceae
Exons: 3
Coding region: 1-1416 (471 amino acids)
Source: RefSeq, a predicted model, not a curated record
AUGUCCGAAUUCAACAGACCCAAGAAAUCCACUGAUCCCACUGAUCCCAACAAACAACCCAACGAAUCAGUCUCGCUCUCCCAAAUCCCCAUCCCUUCCACAUCCGAUUCCCAUCCACCAUUUUCCGCAUCACUCGCUCCAUCAUCCCCUUCUUCAUCUCCUCAUGCGGGUUGCCUUUCCCAUUCAUCCGACUCUCCUUCUGCUCCUCGUCCUUCUCUUCCUCUUCCGCCUUGUUCGCUCUCUCUCGCAUCUUUAGAAGUUGUAUUAGAAUCAGAAUCAGAAUCAUACACGAACGAUUCAAACGAUUCAAAAGUGUCAAACAAUUCAAACAAUUCAAACUCACCAAACCCCCCACAAGAGUCUCACACAGAACCUCCACAAAACUCACACACAUCCCCAAACGAAGAAAAUUCCCAAAACUCAGAAGAGCCUCCCACCUUACCUCUCCCAAGCUCACCAACCCCACCACCCCUCCCCCUCACAAUCCCCCUCCUAGCAUUCACCUCCCGCCAACCUAAAUCCUCAACUCCACUCCUCGAUUGCGGAACUAUAACUUUUACUCCCGAGGAACUGAUCGAUGCAAGGAGUGAACCCGUGGAAGACAGACGAAUGGAUGAUGGGAUUGCAGAGAGUUAUGGAGUUAAUGAUGAUGCUAAUAUCGGUUCGGAAUCUACUCUCACUCACACCCCACUCGGAAAUCCCGGGAGUAGCGUAGGAGACGUAGGCCUAGGAUGCGCACUGCGACGUGAAAAGCUAUCCAACAUUGGCAUUGGAGCACUAGAGAUAUAUGGUCAAAGAAAGAGCAAGGGAUUCAAAUAUAAAAAGACCGGAAGAGAAGAGAUGAGAGAAGUAAAGAGAAUAAGACGGGCUAGGGAAAGAUUGGAAAUAGAGUCGGAGACUGGAGGAUUGCGGGUGAGAGGACAUGUGGGAGUGGAUCGGGGAAAUGGUGAAUUGGGGGUGAAUCGACCGAUACGACGGAAUGUGGAUGAGGAUGGUAGAGAAAUCGAAAACAACCCACAACCCAACCGCACCACCUCCUCACUUUCUCCUCCCACCCAAUCAAGAACCCCCCUCGCCACUCUCUCCCUUCUCUCCCUCUUCCCAAAACCCAAAGAAUGCACCCCCACAACCCUCUACAUCCACUGGAAACCCGAACCACUCAUCCCCGCCGAAUAUAUGCAAAGAAUAAUUCGUAUGGAUCCUAUCAUUGGCUCAUCAAGCAAAUCGCUUUUCCAUCUUUCGAAUCCUGGGGAUGGGGAUGGAGAUGAGAAAAACUUAGACAACGGAGCAGAUGAUGUACCUGUGGGGGAUGAACGGAAUGAGAAGGGGGAAGAUGACGAGGAGGAAUUUCGAGAAGAAGAGGGAAAAAAAAGAAGAAAAAGCAGAAAAACAAGAUCCCUCUCAAACCCACAGUAG